Molecule: messenger RNA, 3747 nt
Organism: Porites evermanni
Lineage: Eukaryota; Metazoa; Cnidaria; Anthozoa; Scleractinia; Poritidae
Source: the annotation of a GenBank genome assembly
AUGGAAAAACGUUCGCUGAGACUGGUACUUGCUUUGGUGACAAUCUUUAUUUCUUUGCCUUUGCUCUUGGCUAAGCCUAACAACAAAAAUAACGGCGACUGUCCAAAACCGAGAGGGAAAGAUUGUACCACAGAAGAGGACAGAGAAAUCAUGAGGUGUUGUCUUGAGAAGUACAAGAAAGGCUUUGAUGAUCUAAGAGGUCAAGGUUCCCCCUUGCCAGGACAGGAUCCGCCUACCUGCCAAACUGAUCUGGUAAGUUCUCCUUUGUUCAGCAGCGGAUCUGAUUCUUUCCCACCAUGGAGUGUUGUGCCACACUUACCAUGCACUUAGGUCAAUAAUCAGAAGUAAACACAAAUAUCAACUUCACGUUUUGUACGCUAGUAAAUAUACUCAAAACCAUAUCUUUAUAAUAUUAUACAAUUCAAACAACUUGAGCCAGCUUUUGAUGUUAACACACUGAGAAGCUUAUGCAUUUUGAUAAAUAUGCUGUUGCUUUUUAUUGAUUCACCCGGCUAAGAUUCGGUUUCUGAGGCCCCGUACACCGGACGUAUCCGGAUAUUUUUGAAUCAACAGUUUUCGUUCGCUCAAAAAACGGGGGGCAACGGUGUAUUGUCAUAAACCACUCUGAUUUCAAGAAACGUUGCACUAUUUAUCUUUUGUUAGGAUUUGGCAGAAUGCCUUUCCAAAAGCAAAUGCUACGCAGGGGUUAACAACGCCCUUCGCCUGCUCAUUCUCAAUCAACUCGUCUUCACCAAAAGAGUAAGAAUCUGCCAACAAAAAAAUUUCACUCACCUCUUGGAAGAAGUCGAGAAAGGUAAGAUUCAAAUUCUUUCGCCCAGUUCUUUUUGAUUUCUCUAUCUGUGUUUGUAUUGAAUUAGAACGGAAGAAAUGCACAGGUUAAAACGCUUAAAUGAGAAGCACGACCUGUAUAAUAGCCAUCAUAAAGUGUCCUCACAGCCAAAGCUCACCAAAUGAUACACAUACAUACAUUCUUACUCUGUUUACAGGCAUUCAUAAAUGACAACUGAAGGAGGAUCGUGAGGUUAUCCCUGUAGUAAGAUCCCUCCUUACAGAUACACUAUGUAACUUACCAUCCCAGGAAAGGUUGGCCACACCACCGGGGUCUACAUCCCCUACCCUUUUUGAACAUUGGUGUGGGUUCUUCAACGUCCCACAUGAACAGAUCAGUGAAAGUGCUGUAAGACGGGACCUACCGUUUUUCGUCCUUAUCCGAGAAGACUAGAAAGUCUAACCGUUUGCAGAUGUCAUUACAAAGACAGCACUUUCUUCUCAGUAAUUAAAAGACCCUGAGUGUUGGUCCGGCCAGUGUUUGAGACCGCGACCUCCCGCUUGGCAUACCGGCGCACUCCCAACAGAGCUAACCAGGCGGCGGUUAAAUGAUACAUAUAAUCAUUUUAACAACGAAACACAACUCGUUUAAAUAUUAGGCAAAUAUAAAAGACAAUACCCGCAUUCAGUCCUGGUCAUAAAUAUCUUGUAUACCGCCAUUCUCACAACCACCAUAGCAGAUUUUGCGAACAAAACGUUCCAGUGUGAUCGUUGCAAGCUCUACUUUCCUUUACCUCUCCGCACGGCUUCUUCGGCAUCUAUUUCAGUUAUAGCCAAACCCCUGUUAUCCACCUAGAUCUGCAUUCUUCAUCGGAUAUUUUAGCCUCCCAUGCAGAUGUUCUUCGGGGUGUGGGUGGGGGGGAACCUCAUUCAUUUAUUGUUUAUAGUUAAAGAGGCUGGACUCAAAGGACAUAUAUCCAUAAGUAUGAUUUAUAAUGGGACCUAUGAACUUCCACAUUGCGAUAAGAAUGGCCACCACUUGCACUUGUUUUUCUCGACGUAGGAAUUGACCAAUAGCACGUAUCACAAGGGAGUUAUUUAGUUCUUACUGCAGCGAUUUUAUGUCCGCGAACCCCCACAAAAAGGCUGAUCGAGUGAUAACGAGGAAUGAAAAGGAUAUAUAGCAGAUUGAUUGAAUUUCAAGGUAGUAAAAUAACUGGUGCAGGGGAACUAAUUUUCCCUUCCCAUUCCUGUUAACUACGUGCGUCCCCUUCCGCGCUCGUUAUGGUCUCGUUAUUCUCAGUGAUAUUUUCCGUGUGUUCCUUACCAACGAGCUGGUACAAAUUGGGUAAAGAAAUGAUAUGCCUUUUAUUGUCAUGUCAUCAGUUAAUAACAAACUAAUAUGAUUCCGAGCAUUAUGAGUCCCACAUUCAUACGAAAAGAAAAAACAACAACAAACAACAACACGGGCAGCUGUCUUUCAAGUUUUCCUACACAAUGCAAUCCCUUUUAUUCAAAAAAGUAAGGGUUAACCGCUUUCAUCACUUUUUUCUCUGUCAGAACAUUUAACGGGACUGAGCGAUAUCAAGAAAAUGGGUACGUACACUAUAAAUAGAGCAAGUGUAGAACAAUUAUAAACAGAAAAAACAACUGUUAUGGUCAGUUAUCGUUCCCUCGGAAGUCUCUAGAAUUUGUAUAUUUUCACUUCUAAUUUUACGCACGGCGUCGUUGUCAGUUUAGUGUUGCGUCUCGCCGAUGCAGCAUCCAAGCUUUCUGUCUUUGCCGUUUGUCUUUCUCCGCAUUGCUACACAAUCGGUAAGAUUUGUACUUCCUAGUGCCUUUUUCUUUCAUAAGUUCAUUUUCUUAUUGUUAUUGUUCUAUUUAUUUCUGUUUAGCAAACCUCUAUUUGUCACCGGGAGAAGCGUUUGCGAAGCGGCAAUCUUUGAUCCUUGUACAGCGAUAUGUGUAUCAAUAAAAAUCAGUUAUACGGUUUUCCCUAACAACAACUGUAAACUUUGAUUAACUGACGUAGGCGAGUUUUUCUAAAGUGCCACAUGUCUAGUUGAUGUUACUUUUAGCGGAAUCUUUCAAUCAUACAUUUCUGUAAUUUCUUUAACCAUUAAUUAAAAUUAACUUACCCUGAUGCGGAUGCAAGAAGUUUCUCUUUUUAAAUACGUAUUGUUUUAUUGAGAAAAGAUAUAAUAAACAUGUCACGAGCACGGGACAAAGAAAAAAAUCAGAGUCCCCUACAGGAAUUGAACCUAUGACCUUCCGUACACGGAUUGGAUGCUCUAACCACUGAGCUACGAAGGACUCGUGGCGAGCUGGGCCAUAUACAAGGUUCAUGUAUGACAUGCGUCCUGCGUACUGCUAGGAUAUCAGAAAUGUCGAAAUCGUCCUGUUGGUGAUGAAUAAAGAAUGAUGAUAAAUUUUAAGCUCGGUAAAGAAAUGAGAAAUGAUAUAAUCAACAUGCCACGAGCACGGGACAAAGAUAAAAUCUGACUCCCCGACAGGAAUUGAACGUGUGACCUUCCGUACACCGGUCGGAUGCUCUAACCACUGAGCUACGAAGGACUCGUGGCGAGCUGGGCUAUAUACAAGGUUCACGUAUGUAUUGUUUUUUUGUUGAAAAGCCUGUCUAUGUGCUUAAAAGAAUCGUUUCAAUUCUGUUUUAACUCAACAGAAAGUUUGCCUUAUGAAAAAUGCGCUCAAGAUGUGUACCUAGAGUGCGGCAGAGAGUUCAGGGAAGUUUUACAGAGUUACCCUGAUGGCUUCAGACCGAGUGAAUUGUGUUUUGUCUUCGUUCAUGAAGGAAACUGCAACACAAGGGAGGCCCAAAAGAGGAAUUGCACUGAAUCCGCUGUAUUGAACCGGUUCAAACUUAAUUCAUUUAAGGCAGCUGGAGUCGUUCUGCCCGCUUUGUGUUCUCUGCCUGACAAAGCAAAGCGAGGCCAUUAG